Messenger RNA from Salpingoeca rosetta, 2715 nucleotides. RefSeq lists its product as uncharacterized. The transcript has 17 exons. The record is from RefSeq and is a predicted model, not a curated record. Gene Ontology annotation, molecular function: zinc ion binding. Bases 1 to 2715 code for a protein of 904 amino acids. NCBI's taxonomy places the organism in Eukaryota, Choanoflagellata, Craspedida, Salpingoecidae.
AUGGCAUCCAUCCACACCACUCCCGAUCAAAUCUCUCCUGAAGACUUGGUCGAUACCCUCGAGUUACUGCCUCUGCUUGACGAAUCCGCCAAUGGCACACACGGGACUGGGUCAGAAGUCACAGCCGCGACGACACAACAACACCAGGCACAUGCCGUCACCCCGGGGACUGAGUCACAAGUCACAGCUCUGACGCAACAACACCAGGCAACUGUCGCCACCCCGGGGACUGGGUCAGAAGUCACAGCCGCGACGACACAACAGCACCAGGCAACUGUCGCCACCCCGGGGACUGGGUCAGAAGUCACAGCCGCGACGACACAACAACACCAGGCACAUGUCGUCACCCCGGGGACUGGGUCAGAAGUCACAGCCGCGACGACACAACAACACCAGGCACAUGUCGUCACCCCGGACACGAAACCUUUCGAGUGCCCAGCGUCUGGCUGUAGCGCCCGCUUCACUCGUUUCGACUCUGCCAAGCGUCACAUCUGCACGUCGCACAAAGGUGCUGACGUUGCUGACCUUCUGCAAACGUUCAAGAAUAACAGCAACGAGGUUGCCAUUGUGUACCCAUGCCCCGAGAACACAUGUACACAGACCUUCAGCAGCAGACAGGCGCUCUCCAGGCACCAACUACGCGACCACGGAAAACAGAAGGCGCGUGGUCAUUUUCAGUGCCGGAGCGGUUGCGCAGAUGCUGCGUUUUGUACCGCGAAGGAACUCAUGCAGCAUGUUAUUACGGAUCACGACGCCUCAUGUUGUGUCGUGCGUUACUACGCCUCGUGGAGCAGGUUCGAGUCGUGCAUCGCCGCGGCAGAGUGUGACGACUUUGCCCUCGUCGAUUACGUCAAGCGUGACCACACCUGCUGCUUCCCACCAAAAGCUGCCGCGUGGGGCCUCGAACAUGUACAGGUGGAAGAAGAAUUCGUCCGGACGUGCUCUCGGCAUGGCAAUGAGCGACCAUAUCAGGGCACAAUCCGCGCUCACCGUGCAAAGGCGCCAAAACCUGUUGGGUGUUGUCCAGCAAUGAUGUGGGGGCAGGUCUGCAAAGGCGGGCGAGUGCGGGUGGUGAUGUUCAACUACCACUCACAUUCGAAGGACCUGCGUCACCUACAGCUGCCAGGCGUGUUUCGUGCAGAAGUGGCACGUCUCCUUCGUGUCUCGGCGUCUUACACGGCCAUUUAUCAUCAGGUGAAGGCGACCUUUUCCUCGCAUCCACGUAUCAGCAUUUUCAAGCAAGCGCAUGUCUACAACGUUGCUCAGGAGUACGAGCCUGGGCGCUUUGAUGCGGAUGACGCCGCUUCUGUGUGGUACGCUGCACAAAUCUACAACAAGGAGGCUGGCGAGCACACCCCGGUCAUCACAGCCUUGAAGCUUCAAGGUCAGGAGGCGUUUGAGUUUGGCGGGCCCGAACAGCGCGCCUCAGGCGAUUUCCCGCAAGAGUCACUAUUCAUCCUUGUGCAGACUGAGUGGCAGCGACGCGUGCUCAAGGAGUGUGGGCAUCGUGGCAUUUUUCUUGACUCAACACAUGGCACAAACAUGUACGACCACCCGUUGAUUAGCGUGGUGGUCGAAAGCGUCUAUGGAUGGGGAAUACCUGUGGCGCACGCCAUUGUGAGUCACGAGACGAUCGGCGUCGUCGCACACUUUCUACGGAAAGCGGUUGCAGACCACGGUAUCACUCCAUCGGCCGUGAUCACGGAUAAGACGUUUGCCGAAGGUCGCGCCGUGGAUGAGGCACUUCCCAACUCUCGCUGGCUUCUUUGCCAGUUUCACGUGAAGCAAGCUUGGAAAUCGGGGCGUGCUGACUACCUGCUGCGCCGCUUGCUCUCAUUCGCGGAGGAGCAAAGACAGAAGGUUCUACACGCUCAAGUCAAUGGAGUGGUUACGAAGGCACAACGCUGCGCGUCAUCGGCACUCAGCAUCGCUAAGCAAGCGGGUCCAAGUGUUGAUCGCACCAGUGACUUGUCGUUCACAGUGUCAUUCCCUGACAAGGACCCAAAGGCUGUCACCAUGAGAGCUGCGUUUACGUGCGAGUUCUGCUCCCGCGCUGACUGCAUCCACGUCUAUGAGUGCGUGUGUCCUGCGUACAAGGGCUCUCCCCCUGUAUGUAAGCACACGGCUGCGGUUUUCAUUCACACGACGGGCAGCACCGACCGAGCCACAUCAUUUCCCGUCGCUGCCCCAACGCCAGAACACAAACCAAGCCGGCACACAGGGCGAACCAAAGAUCGCGUGAAACAGCUCAUGCGCACCAUGUCGCGGCAGCUGGACGAAAUCACAGAAUACCCCUCGGGGAUUGUCGUUGACCUUGAGGACAUUUGCACUCUCAUCGACCGCCUCACGGACAGGAUCUCCAUCAUUGCCGACGGGCAGAAGCGAUGUCGACAAGCGGGCAUCAAGCAGGAACACCCCCGGAAAAGAGUGAAGACACUGGCCCCGUCGAGACUGCGGCUGUUCCCUGUGCGCGGCCGCAGGGGAGGCAAGAAGGCGGCAAGCACUCGGGAGGGCGCGAGGAAACCGCUGUUUCAUGAUGCGUGGCAACCGAAGUCGGAGUCAAAUGACGCGGAGCCCGCAGUGCAAGGUGCCCAGCGAACGGAGCCAGUUUUCAAGGAACAGCAGCUCCAACCUCGCGGCGAGGCCUUGAGGCAGCGAAAUGAUGUCACUGAUGGCACCCACGAGCAGCAAGCCCUCAAAACAUCAAGCAGAUGA